Messenger RNA from Setaria italica (foxtail millet), 852 nucleotides. RefSeq lists its product as uncharacterized. The transcript has a single exon. NCBI's taxonomy places the organism in Eukaryota, Viridiplantae, Streptophyta, Magnoliopsida, Poales, Poaceae. The record is from RefSeq and is a predicted model, not a curated record. The coding region runs from base 151 to 666 and encodes 171 amino acids.
CCCACCUGUAAAGCUCCUCCGCUUUUUUCUGCCACUGCCACUGCGCCUAUCUCUUCCUAUGCCCUCUCCCCCCUGCUUCUUCCCCUCUCUCUCGUCCCUUUCUUUCUUGCUCCUUCCGAUCGAGGAAAAAAGGGAAAGCCAUAAAUUAAGAUGGCGACGACCGAUCACGAGGCGGCGGGCUACAGCAGCGGCGCCCGGCUCCUUGUCUGGGACUGCGGCAGCGCGCUCUACGACUCCUACGAGCUCGCCGCCUUCACGCGGCAGCUCGACGCUGCCGUGCUCUCCUGCGGCCGGUCGCUCUCCAUGCCGCACCUCACGGCCGCAACACCGCCGGUGCCGGCCGACGCCCAGCUGCAGGGGACAGGCCGGCGCAGGAGGAGGCGCCUGCCGGCUCUGCUCCGGAGGCUGUUCUCCAAGGUGCUGCGGCUGCGCUUGUCGUCCCCCGGCGUGGCGCGGCGCGCGCCCUACCGGAUGCGAGAUGACGGAGCCGGGUCGCCGUGGUCCGGCGCCCUGACGUCCAUACCCGAGGAGCAGAGCUCCAGCAGCCCUGAGAUAGGGUCAUCGCCGAUGGAGCCGGGCACGAGAGCGCUGCGGAAGACGCAGUCGGAGCGCUUCAUCGGCGGCAAGACGGCGCCGUCCGUGCUGCAAUUCGACGUCGUCUUGUAGCUAUGCAAGUACGAAGAAAAUAUUCAGUGUCGGUAUGUAUAGCACUGUAUGUAUGUGUAAAUUAUAUUGCAAGAAAUUAUGUAGUCCAAAUUUCAUCUAGUGAUGAAGUUUCAUGGCAUUAAGAAAAAGUUCCAUGAGCAAAAACUGCAUUCAGUUCAGCGCUGCAAUAUAGGCCCAAAUUUCAUA